AUGCACACCGUCUUUCGAAUUGGUGAAAUUCGAAAACUUGACAACAAAAGUCCACUUUAUCAAGUGGACCUUAAACUUACGUCUGAUGAUGACCAACAACUUCGUCAAUUAACCGAUCGUAUACGACAAGAAACAUCGGGCAGCACCUGGUGGCAUAGAAUGGGUCAAUUGCUGCUCACAAUUGGUCAAUUUGACAAGGCUGAAGAAUUAUAUACAGCACUACUAGAACAAGCAUCCAACGACAGUGAUAAAGCAGAUAUCUAUCACCAGCUCGGAUGGGUGAAACAAGACCAAGGACAACACAAAGCAGCAGCUUCAUUUUACGAAAAAGCACUAGAAAUUGAUCGAAAAAGUCUCCCGGAAGAUCAUCAUUCAUUGGCUAAUACCUACAACAACAUCGGUACAGUGUAUAACAACAUGGGUGACUACUCGAAAGCACUUGAAUUUUACGAAAAAGAUCUCGAAAUCACGAAAAAAGCUCUGUCUCCGAAUCAUCCCGAUUUGGCUAGUUCCUACAACAACAUCGGCCAAGUGUAUAACAACAUGGGUGACUACUCGAAAGCACUUGAAUUUUACGAAAAAGCACAUAAAAUAAAAGAAAAAGCUCUGCCUGCGAAUCAUCCCGAUUUGGCUAUUUCCUACAACAACAUCGGUGGAGUGUAUAAGAACAUGGGUGACUACUCGAAAGCACUUGAAUUUUAUGAAAAAGCACAUAAAAUAGAAGAAAAAGCUCUGCCUUCGAAUCAUCCCGAAUUGGCUAUUUCCUACAACAACAUCGGUCUCGUGUAUAACAACAUGGGUGACUACUCGAAAGCACUUGAAUUUUACGAAAAAUCACUUAAAAUAAGAGAAAAAGCUCUGCCUGCGAAUCAUCCCUCAUUGGCUAAUUCCUACAACAACAUCGGUGGAGUGUAUGACGACAUGGGUGACUACUCGAAAGCACUCUCAUUCUUAGAAAAGGCACUUUCUAUCUUGCAAAAAUCACUUCCACCUAACCAUCCUUAUAUUAUAAUGGUCACAAACUCAAUUGACUAUGUAAAAAAGAAAAUGUAA
Molecule: messenger RNA, 1053 nt
Organism: Rotaria sordida
Lineage: Eukaryota; Metazoa; Rotifera; Eurotatoria; Philodinida; Philodinidae
Source: the annotation of a GenBank genome assembly